CUUCCGAGGGGAGAGGAGGGGAGGGGAAGCCAGGACAGCGGAGCCGCCCAUCAGCAGCGCUGGACGGGGGUAGGGCCGGUGCAUGUCUCGCCUUAGGCUCCACACAGGGCUCGCCGCCGUGAAUGAGCGCCUCCCGCCUUCUCCUUCGCCGCCGCCGUCUGCUGCUGCUGUUGCUGCCGCCCAGCUCGUCUCCCGGCUCCCCCUACCGGGGCACGCAGGCUCCAUAAUAAGGAUCUCUCCUCGGAACCGGCUUUUUUCCAGCGGGGAUCUCCUCAAGUCUCGUUUUCCUUGCACUUUUCUCUUUGUGUGUGUCCUGUGACUUUCUGUGGUUUGUCCUUCCUUCUUUUUUCUCCUCCCUCCUUCGCUUCACUUGGUGUUUUCCUUUGUUCUUGUCCUUGUUUUUGAAAAGACGCGUACGCGCUCGCAGCUCCUCCGUCUACCCCUUUGCUGUGUCUUGUGGCGGGAGUGAUGUUGCACGUGGAGAUGUUGACGCUGGUCUUUCUGGUGCUCUGGACGUGCGUCUUCAGCCAGGAUCCCAGCUCCAAAACGGUGGCCGAUCGCUAUGCCGUCUACUGGAACAGCACCAAUCCCAGAUUCCAGCGAGGAGAUUAUCAUAUUGAUGUCUGCAUCAAUGACUACUUGGACGUAUUCUGUCCUCAUUAUGAGGAUUCGGUGCCAGAAGAUAAGACUGAACGGUAUAUACUUUACAUGGUGAACUUUGAUGGCUACAGCUCCUGUGAUCAUACCUCCAAAGGAUUCAAGAGGUGGGAGUGCAAUCGGCCUCAUUCUCCAAAUGGACCAUUGAAGUUCUCAGAAAAAUUCCAACUCUUCACUCCCUUCUCAUUAGGAUUUGAGUUCAGGCCAGGCCGGGAAUAUUUCUACAUCUCAUCUGCAAUCCCUGAUAAUGGAAGGAGAUCCUGUUUAAAGCUGAAAGUCUAUGUACGGCCUGCAAACAACUGUAUGAAAACUAUAGGUGUUCAUGAUCGUGUUUUCGAUGUUAACGACAAAGUAGAAAAUUCAUUAGAACCAGCAGAUGAUACUGUACAUGAAUCGGCUGAACCAUCCCGUGGUGAGAAUGCAGCUCAGACCCUAAGGAUAUCCAGUCAGCCUUUCACAACUCUACUGUUCCUUCUAGCAAUGCUUUUGACAUUAUAGCACAUAUUCUAGCAAGCUGCCACAGUCAACUUUAGGGUCUUGGAACAUCAGAGAUCCACUUAACUGCUCAUCCCAGCAACGGGACUUUGUAUUGGUUUGCAGAUGUUGGUUUGUUCUCCUUUCCCGUCUCCUCCCCUUCUCUCCUCUGCAACCUGAACUUUGAGCAAAAAUUGAAGAGGAAUAACUAGACCUCUUCCUACUCCCAAGCUUUCCCUGGCUUUCCUUGAUCCCUUCUAAAAUAAAUGGACUCCAAAUGAAAAUGCCAAAUUUCAAUAUUGACACUAGUGAUUCUUACUUUCCUCUGCAGCCUCUCUUAAGAUACUGCCUAGUUAACUCGCUGGGCCAUCUGUAUAUGGAGAAGAAAGAAUAAUAGGAGAUGCAGUUAGUCGAAGAAUAAGGAAGUUGUUUGAAAAACCAAGAGGAGUUUUUUACUCUCUUCAAUAAAAUAUUUAUUUCUCCUUGUUCAGCACUGUAAGACGAUCAUGCAAUGCACUGUGUCACCAUGUCAGGACUGGAGGGAAGAUAUUAAGAAUAGAUAUUUCUCAGUGAACAGGCUCCUCAAAGGAAAGAGAUGUCAUUUGUAUGCAACUGCCUUGAAAGGUCCUUGACCAUAGAACUUAUGCUCCAUAACAGAAGCUCUGUCAUUUGGGGAGAAAAAGGUGAUUACUGACAAGCAAGGUCAGAUUUAGGAAGCUAUGUUGGAGUGAUAGUGCCUCUGUUAUCUCUCUUAAGUGGAUAGUGCACACCAGAUUACUUUUCUUUUGACACAGAUACCAUGGUGCUACAAUAAUUUUUGUUCAAAUGCAAAAAGGCAUUUCUGUAUUUAUAAAAUAUCUUUUCUGUGUGAGAGAAGUGACCUUUCCCAAGGCUGACUUACUAGCCAGUAGCCUUGGAUCCAGCUCUGGGUGAUGAUACAUACUAAGUGGAUAACAACUCUGGGUGGAGUAAACCUGGUGAGUGAUAGAGAAUCCCCAGUGACAUGAUAAUUUUGCCUCCCUUGACAGUUUGGCAACUCUUGGAGUGAAAUGCUGCCAGAAAGGAACCAGGACAUUUGUCAUAGAGGGUGGAGGGGAGUUCUGCAUGUGAAGAACAGAGAGUACAGGAAGAUAUUUUUUUUGAACUCUAGAGUGAAAGUUGAGGCAUUGAUCUCAUCUCUCUCUUCCUUUCCAACACAGUUGAAAAGUAGUGUAAAUGUCUUCUUUGGCAGGAGAUAAACUAGACAGACUCCCAAAGACCUUUAACUAUUUUUGUUGCUUUUAAAAAUCCACUAGAGUAGAGAAUACAUUAUCUAGAUAUACCUUAUGCUGAAAAUAAUUAUAUAUGCUUGUCCUAUUUAAAGAUGAUAAAAUGUGGUAACUUUUGACAAGAUUAUGGGGUGCUGAUUGGUUGAAAUCAGGGGUGAAUCCUUAGGCAGCUGUGUUACGGCCUCAUAAAACAUUUACCAGGAAAUGCCUUCUUUGUAGUUUUCCAUUAGCUUAGGCAGACCUAAAUAUAGAUUUAUUAAAUGAGGGAGACCACGAGAACAACUAUUUUGGAAACUUAGUUUUCUCUCAAAAUUAGGACAAAACUUUACAAAAAUGAAGUUAGAUUCCACUGAAUUUUAACAAGAUAGCAAAAAAAAAA
Candoia aspera is the source of this 2778-nucleotide messenger RNA. RefSeq names its product ephrin A5 (gene EFNA5). NCBI's taxonomy places the organism in Eukaryota, Metazoa, Chordata, Lepidosauria, Squamata, Candoiidae. The record is from RefSeq and is a predicted model, not a curated record. Gene Ontology annotation, molecular function: ephrin receptor binding. Bases 469 to 1155 code for a protein of 228 amino acids. Gene Ontology annotation, cellular component: plasma membrane; external side of plasma membrane. The transcript is spliced from 5 exons. Gene Ontology annotation, biological process: regulation of actin cytoskeleton organization; regulation of cell-cell adhesion; axon guidance.